GUCUUUUAGGCAUUUUAAAGAGCCCUUCUUCUCCUCCUCUUUAUACUAUUAUAUAUAGAGAGAGAGAUUUUGUUUUCUACACCAAAUUUUCUUCUUCUUCUUCUUCUAUUCUUUCUACUCUUUCCUUUUCUUCUCUUUAAUGGCCACUUAGCCCUCUCCUUUUUCUUGUUUUCUAUUUAGUCUUUAAUCCUCCGCUGUUUGGUUCCCGAGAAAAUCACCAUGGCUAAGUCGAUCACUCUCGAGGAGAUCAAGAAUGAAACUGUUGAUCUGGAGCGAAUUCCCAUUGAUGAAGUGUUUGAGCAACUGAAAUGUACGAGAGAAGGUUUAUCUUCAGAGGAAGGAGCCAACAGGCUUCAAAUCUUCGGACCCAACAAACUAGAAGAGAAGAAGGAAAGCAAAUUUCUCAAGUUCUUGGGGUUCAUGUGGAAUCCGCUAUCAUGGGUCAUGGAAGCUGCUGCAAUUAUGGCUAUUGCAUUGGCUAAUGGUGAUGGAAAGCCCCCAGAUUGGCAAGAUUUUGUCGGUAUUAUUUGUCUGUUGGUGAUCAACUCUACUAUCAGUUUCAUCGAAGAAAAUAAUGCUGGUAACGCUGCUGCUGCUCUUAUGGCUGGCCUGGCUCCUAAAACUAAGGUGCUUAGGGAUGGGAAAUGGCAUGAGGAGGAAGCUGCAAUCCUGGUUCCAGGAGACAUUGUAAGUGUCAAAUUGGGAGACAUCGUUCCUGCUGAUGCUCGUCUUCUUGAGGGUGACCCGUUAAAGAUUGAUCAAUCUGCCCUUACCGGAGAAUCACUUCCAGUAACCAAGCAUCCUGGUGAUGAAAUUUUCUCCGGUUCGACUUGCAAACAAGGAGAAAUCGAGGCCGUUGUUAUAGCCACCGGUGUACACACCUUCUUCGGAAAGGCUGCUCAUCUCGUGGACAGCACCAACCAAGUUGGACACUUCCAGAAAGUGCUCACUUCCAUUGGGAACUUCUGUAUUUGCUCUAUAGCAAUUGGAAUGUUAAUUGAGCUCAUAGUUAUGUACCCGAUUCAGCACCGCAAGUACAGAGAUGGAAUUAACAAUCUCUUGGUGCUUUUGAUCGGUGGUAUCCCAAUUGCCAUGCCAACUGUCUUAUCUGUGACAAUGGCCAUUGGAUCUCACAAACUUUCUAUACAAGGGGCCAUCACUAAACGUAUGACCGCCAUUGAAGAAAUGGCCGGCAUGGAUGUUCUGUGCAGUGAUAAAACUGGUACUCUUACUCUCAACAAGUUGAGUAUUGACAAAUCUUUGAUUGAGGUGUUUCCGAAGGGAGUUGAAAAAGAUCAUGUGGUCCUGCUUGCUGCAAGGGCUUCUAGAGUUGAGAAUCAGGAUGCUAUUGACGCUGCCAUGGUCGGAAUGCUCGCUGAUCCCAAAGAGGCUAGAGCUGGUAUAAGAGAGGUCCACUUCUUGCCAUUCAAUCCUGUGGAUAAGAGGACUGCUUUGACUUAUAUCGAUGCUGAUGGUAACUGGCACAGGUGCAGUAAAGGUGCUCCUGAGCAGAUAUUGGCCUUGUGUAAUUCUCGAGAAGAUCUGAAGAGGAAAGUUCAUUCUGUUAUAGAUAAGUUUGCUGAACGUGGGCUUCGAUCAUUGGGUGUUGCCAGACAGACUGUGCCUGAGAAAACCAAGGAAAGCCCAGGUGGUCCAUGGGAGUUUGUUGGCUUGUUGAAUCUCUUUGAUCCUCCAAGACACGAUAGUGCAGAAACCAUUCGCAGAGCCCUCAACCUUGGUGUCAAUGUCAAAAUGAUUACGGGUGAUCAGCUUGCCAUUGCAAAGGAGACUGGACGAAGACUUGGGAUGGGAACAAACAUGUACCCUUCUGCAACAUUACUUGGUCAGGAUAAGGAUGCAAACAUCGCUUCUCUUCCUGUAGAAGAGCUGAUUGAGAAGGCAGAUGGUUUUGCCGGCGUGUUUCCUGAGCACAAAUAUGAAAUCGUGAAGAAGCUGCAAGAAAGCAAACACAUUGUUGGAAUGACUGGUGAUGGUGUUAAUGAUGCUCCUGCUUUGAAAAGGGCAGAUAUUGGUAUUGCCGUUGCUGAUGCCACUGAUGCUGCACGUGGCGCUUCUGACAUUGUUCUGACAGAACCGGGGUUGAGUGUCAUUAUCAGUGCUGUCCUAACUAGCAGAUGUAUCUUCCAGAGAAUGAAGAAUUACACAAUCUAUGCUGUUUCCAUCACAAUCCGUAUUGUGUUGGGUUUCAUGCUUAUUGCUCUGAUAUGGAAGUAUGACUUCUCUCCUUUCAUGGUUUUGAUCAUCGCUAUCCUAAAUGACGGGACUAUUAUGACAAUCUCGAAAGAUAGGGUGAAGCCAUCGCCUUUGCCUGAUAGCUGGAAACUAAAAGAGAUUUUUGCAACCGGAAUUGUUCUCGGAGGAUACUUGGGUCUGAUGACUGUUGUUUUCUUCUGGGUCAUGCAUGACACUGACUUCUUUAGUGUAAGUGUUGUUUCAUUUCGCUUUGCCUGCUAUUUGGUACGGAUGCACAAACUAAACUUCCGCUCUUCACAUUUGCAGGACAAAUUCGGUGUAAGAUCAUUACGGGGAAACAAUCCGGAAAUGAUGGGUGCUUUAUAUCUUCAAGUCAGUAUUGUGAGCCAGGCUCUCAUUUUUGUGACUCGAUCUCGCAGCUGGUCUUUCGUUGAACGCCCUGGUCUCCUACUGUUGACCGCUUUUUUCAUUGCACAACUGGUCGCAACUCUGAUAGCUGUAUACGCCAACUGGGGAUUUGCAGAAAUCAAAGGAAUCGGCUGGGGAUGGGCCGGGGUUAUCUGGCUUUACAGUAUUGUUUUCUAUUUCCCACUUGACAUUCUGAAGUUCGCAAUUCGUUACAUCCUGAGCGGAAGGGCUUGGAACAACUUGCUCAAUAACAAAACUGCAUUCUCCACCAAGAAAGAUUUCGGUAAAGAGGAGAGAGAGGCUCAAUGGGCUCUUGCUCAAAGAACAUUGCACGGACUUCAACCACCCGAAGCUGCUAGCAUCUUCAAUGAAAAGAGCAGCUACAGAGAGCUUUCCGAGAUUGCUGAGCAGGCCAAGAGACGAGCAGAAGUUGCAAGGCUGCGUGAGCUUCACACCCUCAAGGGUCAUGUCGAGUCGGUGGUGAAGCUGAAGGGAUUGGACAUCGAUACGAUCCAGCAGCAUUACACAGUGUAAAAUUCCUGCAACAAACAUUGCUCGAGAAGAAAAGUGCUGCAGUUUGAUAACGAGAACGAAUCAAGAAAUGCUUAAAUACUUUUCUAGAGAGGGAGAAAAUGUCUAUGCCAUAGUUAUCUCCUAAUUUACUUUUAUUUUCCUUUGUUUUUUUUUUUUAUAUUGCUUGAAGAAAGGGUUUGUGUUUCUACCAACUUUUCUCAUGCUCUGCCAAGAGCAAUGGUAAUGUAACCUUAUUACACAAUUUUCAACUUCUAAUUCUCUAUCUUUGUACUCUUUUGUGGAGUUUAGAUUUCA
Molecule: messenger RNA, 3450 nt
Organism: Mercurialis annua (annual mercury)
Lineage: Eukaryota; Viridiplantae; Streptophyta; Magnoliopsida; Malpighiales; Euphorbiaceae
Product: plasma membrane ATPase 4-like
Exons: 15
Coding region: 220-3156 (978 amino acids)
Biological process (GO): proton export across plasma membrane; regulation of intracellular pH
Cellular component (GO): plasma membrane
Molecular function (GO): P-type proton-exporting transporter activity; ATP hydrolysis activity; ATP binding
Source: RefSeq, a predicted model, not a curated record